Messenger RNA from Peromyscus leucopus (white-footed mouse), 1594 nucleotides. RefSeq names its product membrane associated ring-CH-type finger 9 (gene Marchf9). The record is from RefSeq and is a predicted model, not a curated record. Lineage: Eukaryota; Metazoa; Chordata; Mammalia; Rodentia; Cricetidae. Gene Ontology annotation, molecular function: ubiquitin-protein transferase activity; zinc ion binding. Gene Ontology annotation, biological process: protein ubiquitination.
CCGGCGCCCCGGACGAUGCUCAAGUCUCGGCUCCGCAUGUUCCUGAACGAGCUGAAGCUGCUGGUGCUGACGGGCGGGGGGCCCCGGGCCGAGCCGCAGCCCCGGGGGGGCGGGGGAGGCGGCUGCGGCUGGGCGCCCUUCGCCGGCUGCUCCGCCCGGGACGGCGACGGCGACGAGGAGGAGUACUACGGGUCGGCCGAGCCGCGGGCCCGGGGCCUGGCCGGCGACAAGGAACCGCGGGCCGGACCCCCGCCGCCGCCCGCGCCGCCGCCGCCGCCGCCCCCGGGCGCGCUGGACGCCCUGUCGCUCAGCAGCAGCCUGGACAGCGGGCUCCGAACCCCCCAGUGCAGGAUCUGCUUCCAAGGCCCGGAGCAGGGGGAGCUCCUGAGCCCUUGCCGCUGCGACGGCUCCGUGCGCUGCACCCACCAGCCCUGCCUCAUCCGCUGGAUCAGUGAGAGGGGCUCCUGGAGCUGUGAACUCUGCUACUUCAAGUACCAGGUCCUGGCGAUCAGCACCAAGAACCCGCUGCAGUGGCAGGCCAUCUCCCUGACCGUCAUCGAGAAGGUCCAGAUUGCCGCCAUCGUUCUGGGCUCCCUCUUCCUGGUCGCCAGCAUCUCCUGGCUCAUCUGGUCCUCGCUCAGCCCUUCAGCUAAGUGGCAGCGCCAGGAUCUCCUCUUCCAGAUCUGCUACGGCAUGUACGGCUUCAUGGAUGUGGUCUGCAUAGGCCUCAUCGUUCACGAAGGCUCUUCCGUCUACCGCAUCUUCAAGCGCUGGCAGGCAGUGAACCAGCAGUGGAAGGUCCUGAACUAUGACAAGACCAAGGACACGGGAGGAGAUACAGGGGGAGGGACGACGGGGAAGCCAGGCCCCAGGACCUCACGGACCAGCCCCCCGGCCGGGGCCCCCAGCCGGCCUCCAGCCGCCCAGCGCAUGCGGACGCUCUUGCCUCAGCGCUGUGGCUAUACAAUCCUGCAUCUCCUCGGACAGCUACGGCCACCGGAUGCCCGUUCCAACUCUCAUUCUGGCCGAGAGGUUGUGAUGAGGGUCACCACGGUCUGACCUGGACUCCAGGGGCAGGGAUCUCAAGUGAGGGCGCGCCAGCCGGAGACGAGCUCUCCCGGCUGCUGCUGGAGGUGACGGCCUAGGCAAGGCGUGUGGGGCACAGUGGCCCCACCACCGAGGAUCUCUGUGGACAGCCUCAAGCUCGGAGACAUUGUCAGGCCUCUGCUGCCCACAGGGUAGAGACGCCUGGAUGACAUUCCAGCUCCCACUGACACCACCUCAUACUCAUCCUGAGGAUGGCCAGCAGGCAGGCGGGGAGAACAGCUUGCCUUCUUGGAGAGAACCAUCUUUACCUCAGCUCUAGGGCCUCCAGUCCCCUGGCUCCACCAUGGUGACUUGGUAAAGGGAGACCAAUGCCAGAAAAACAGGGGCCGUAGACCCCCCCCAUUCCCCACCCCAUGGCCACAGGGCAUCUGGCAAUAAGACUGGUAAACAUUGACCUCCCGUUCCCUGCAUGAGGGCGGGGGGACUUCCCCCCUGCCCCACCCCCCAUUGCAUGGGGGAGGGCAUAAAGAAUCAUUUAUAUGCACGU